UUUUUUCCCAAUUAAGAAAGGGCCCAUCAGUCUUUUUUGGAAAGCUUAGUCACUAUAUUGCUUAUAUUGAUAUUGCUUAUGAAUAUGUAACAACUCAUUUGCGGCGAAUUGACCCUAUUAUCUCUUGAACAAAGAUUUACGUCAAACUUUCGUGACACCGAGACACUAUACACAAAGCUUUAAACACCAGAGGACAGUCAUUUCCUUUUCAAUGCUAACGAAACGUUAACUUGUGAAACAGAAGUCUUUCUUUCGGCGAGGCACGACAGCACGCUAUGGAGACGAACACGCUCAAAAACAGGGCUUCAAACUUACCAGAUAAGAGAGCUGAUAAAGAGAAACAUGAAUCCGAAAACUCUAAAGUUUUGUCAUCAGAUCGAACAGUAUGGAUUGUUUUCUUCUCCCUUCUCAUCGACCUCCUAGCUUUUACAGUCAUUCUACCGCUUUUUCCAUCAUUACUGGAGUUCUAUGCAAACAACAAGCAGGACAGUUUAUAUCAUGCAAUCAUGCAAAGAGUCAAUACAUUCAGAGAACUGUUAGGAAUGCCAGAUGUUGAACGCUUCAAUGUUGUACUGUUUGGAGGUUUCCUUGGAUCACUGUUUUCUCUUCUUCAGUUUAUCUGUUGUCCUUUGAUUGGUGCAAUGUCAGAUUUUUUUGGAAGGAGACUGCUACUUAUGCUUUGUAUGGUGGGAGUAUUGGUUUCAUAUGCUGUAUGGGCAUGUUCAUGGAACUUCACCAUCUUUGUGAUAGCCAGGAUCAUCGGCGGUUUGUGUAAAGGGAAUGUGACAAUUUCAACAGCUAUUAUUACUGAUGUAACCACUGUGAAAAAUAGAGGCAAGGGAAUGGCUCUUGUGGGGAUUGCAUAUUCCUUUGGAUUCAUUAUUGGACCAGUUGUUGGAGCUGUUUUUGCUAAGAGGUCAUCUCUCGAAAGUGGAAACCCAUAUCUGUUACCAGCUCUGUUUGCCAUCACUUUGACAGUAGCAGAUUUGAUGUUUGUCUAUGUGUGCCUCAGGGAAUCUCUUCCUAAAGAGAAAAGGGCUAAGUCUUUGGUUUCUGAAUUUAGAAAUGCCAAUCACCUUAUCAACCCUGUAUCAUUGCUAAAGUUUGAUGCUGUAGAUAUACAAUCCAGUAAGGAAGAUUUAAACACAGUUCGUGGCCUUGGUCUGGUGUAUUUUCUGUUCCUCUUUUUCUUCUCUGGACUUGAAUUCACAUUAACAUUUUUAACACACAAGAAUUUCAAGUAUUCAAGUAUGCAACAGGGGAUGAUGUUUUUCUUCAUAGGAAUUACUAUGGCACUUGUUCAAGGUGGUUAUGUCCGCAGACAAACCCCAGGUACAGAAAAGAAAACAGCUCUUAAGGGUAUGGCAGCCAUCAUGCCCGCAAUGGUCAUUGUUGGUUUGGCAAAGACCAUCACUACACUUUACAUGGGGCUCACACUGUUUGCAUUUGGUUCGGCAACAGUGGUACCAUGUUUGACAACCAUGAUUUCCCAUCAUGGUAAUGCUGACCAAAAAGGAAAAAUCAUGGGGAUAUUCAGGUCUCUUGGAGCAUUUGCUCGAGCCAUUGGCCCCUUUGUGAGUUGUACAGUCUACUGGAGUGUGGGGCCCUUUUGGUGUUACUUCGUUGGUGCCCUGCUGUUUAUGAUCCCCAUGCGGAUUUUGGUGAAGCUGCCUGCUUGAAUGGGUUUCCAGGGAAGAAAAUGAAUCGAAGAGAUCAGUUGAAUAAGUUUUGUAAAUUGGGAAAUCCAUUUAAGGGAAAGGGUCAAAGGUUUUCGUAGAUUUCAUUUAAACACAGAUUACAGUUAAACUCCAAUGUAACGGGGAUCUCAUUCUUACCAACGAUUUGAUGUUUAAGGUAGUGAAAUUCAUUGGAAAGUAACAUUUAGGUUUGCGUUAGGGGCUCCACUCUUUCUCAGUUUAGCAAGAACAGGGAGUAACUGCAGAAUACCUUGCCACUUUGGUCCACCUCAUUUAGAUGUGUUGUGAGGCUUUCGAGAACGAGGCUCAACACAGUAGACGCUAUUCAAUGACAUGUAAAUGAGUGGCAGGGUAUUGUGCAGUUUAGCCAAGAACAGGUUCAAGUUCACUAUUUGAGUCUCAUAUGCAUCAAAUAUAUAUAAAAUUAUCGAGAGGCAAAUUUGGAAAUGCGUGAGUUAUUCUGUUUGUUGUCCAACCUGUCAUGAAUUAUCGAUUUCUUUAUCUUGGAGAUGCACCUUAAUUCUGUUCACAACUGACUAAUUUUCACAAUAUAUGUAUUUUAAAAUGAAUUAAAGGUUAUAAAGAUAAAAGCAAAUCUAAAAGAGUAGAGCAUGCGUGCCAGGUGGGAUGUGGCGCGGAAGAGACGCCCAGAACAGCUGGCUUCCGGCAUUAGGAUAGUAAGACCUGUUGAAUUGUGAACUUAGGUGAUCAAAAAAUUUCGUUGUCCUUGUAAGAAAAUAUUUUUAUACAAAUGUAAUGGCAAAAACAUGCCUUUAAUAAUAUUUAACCUGUGCCGAGACUAAAUUGGUGCAGUCUUUAUAUUCAGUACGAUUUUGUUGUUUAAAAAUAAAUAAGUAAUUUUUAAAGCUUCAA
Pocillopora damicornis (cauliflower coral) is the source of this 2570-nucleotide messenger RNA. RefSeq names its product solute carrier family 75 member 1. Gene Ontology annotation, molecular function: transmembrane transporter activity. The record is from RefSeq and is a predicted model, not a curated record. Gene Ontology annotation, cellular component: brush border membrane. Lineage: Eukaryota; Metazoa; Cnidaria; Anthozoa; Scleractinia; Pocilloporidae. Gene Ontology annotation, biological process: transmembrane transport.